Molecule: messenger RNA, 129 nt
Organism: Acaulospora colombiana
Lineage: Eukaryota; Fungi; Glomeromycota; Glomeromycetes; Diversisporales; Acaulosporaceae
Source: the annotation of a GenBank genome assembly
AUGAUUAAUGUCCAGACCCCUGCAAAGAGUGACCAUAUCGAUAAUCUUACUAUAAUAUUGGACUCCCGGCUACCAACUCGAAUCACGUUGUGGGACGAAACAACGUGGAGUGCAAUGAGGCAGAAGUAG